GGCAAUGUUGGCAAUUGUUGACAAAUUUUCCGGACAGUAGUGCGAACAGGUGGUGUCGGUUUGAGUUGAAUUGGUGAAUUAAACCGGCGAUAUGUGUUAAUGCCUAUUUGUAAUUAUUUCGAUUAAAUUCUAUUUACCUUUUAUUUGUUAUGCUGAGGGUGCGUACGAAGUAUAAUGAAAGCGACAAUUAAUUAUAUAGAUACUGCACUUAACUGAAGCCUUGUAUAUAUACAUAUAUAUUGUCAUAUAUCUACGUGCUAUAUAUUUGUUAUUUAUUGAGUUAAUUAGUCAAGUUCUACGAGGAAAAAUAUGCCUCCCCGUCGACUGCUGGCUCCAAAAACUUUGGAGGAAUUGUGUUUAAACGAAAUUGUUCAAUAUCUUACAAGAGAGUGUUUGUUUUGUACUCAAGUCAAAAAAUAUCAGAAAAGUUCUUUGUUGUUGCGGCGACGAGGUCUCAAUGCCCAAACUUUGGAAAAGGAGUUGGAAUCUUACCUGGAUAUCUUACCUCCACUAUUGAAUGAGAGUGUACGACAGCAUAUCACAAAUGAGGUAUUAAAUGCAACUUCUGGUUCAGCUUUAUCUCAACAAGACAUAUGUGUUAGUCUUCUUGCCAUAGUUUUAAACAAGGAUGUUAAAACACUUGAAUUCAGAGAUGAGGCGCAUGCUAGCCUUGUUUCUCCUAUCUGGCCAAUUGUAAUGAAAAAGUGUACAGGACUCAAGAGGUUUGUCAUGGCCGAUAAUACAAUCAAUGUUCAAACUGUGCAUCACUUGCAGCCAAUUUUAAAGAUUGUUAUUUCGAACUGCCAAACACUUACAGAAUUGAUUUUGAAGAAUGUUGCUCAAGGAUUUUCAACAAUGUCAAUGAUAGGAAGAACAUGCUCUUUUUUGAAAUUAUUAGAUAUCACUGGUUCUCGAAUUAAUUGUAUGGAAUUUGCCCAUCUUCUGGUAUAUUCUGCAAAGACUAGAAAUAUUAAUAUUGAAGGUGUCAUUAAUGGCACUGUAGAUUUACCACUGAAUCCCAUGUGCUCCACCCUUGAAGUUCUGUUGUUGGCAGACACUGAAGUGAAAGUGAAGGGAGCUGCAUUAGCUGUAAAAAUGCUUCCAAACUUGACAUCCAUGGGAAAUUUUGUUCACUUGGCUGCUGGUCUUAAAUUUCUUUAUGGAACAAAGGCAAAACCCCCUGUUCCAUUAAAAAUUACACAGGCUAAAUAUUAUGGACCAUCUCACAAUAAAUUGAGAACCUUAGCCAAUUGUUGCCCUAAUUUAGACACUUUGAAUAUAGGAAACUACAAACAUAGAGAAUUAGCUCCUAGCUUAAUGACAUACAAACAUCUUAAAAAUUUGACUUUAGAAAACGUGGAAUUUGAAGCUUUCCUCGCAUGUACUACUCUUCUUCCCCAGUUGAUUGAUUUGAAGUUGACCACAAAUGGUAUUGACGUUGGGCAAUUGGGGAUGUAUUGUAUAAAUUUAGAAAAUCUUUGGUUAUGUGGAGAGCCCCUAAGAAUACCUUCACGCCCUCCUAAUUCUCAACCUUUUGUAAAACUUAAGAAAUUAAAAAUGCAGUGCUUGGCCUCUGCAGAGUGUGUGGGUUACAUCGUAAGACAUGCUACAGGUCUCAAAGUUAUUGAUUUAUAUAGGGUAAAGGAUUUGAAUGAUAAGGUUUUUGCCAAAUGGUUUCAGUGGAAUCCUUUACAGUACUUAGAAACUCUGAUGAUUCGUUACGCUGACAUUACUCGUGAAACUAUCAAUUUGCUUCUUGAGAAUUGCCCUAAUCUCACACGUUUGGGCGAACUUGGAGGCUGGGAUAUUCGAUCAUGGGAACGUCGACGAAUUAGUGAUCUUGUCCUCCGGCAAAAUUACAAAUUGCAUCUAGUUUUGUGUUCUCGAAAUGCUGAUAGUAUUAUUAUUGAUAUUCUAAAUGAUUAUACAAGUUCUGAUGAUGAACUAGGACACUAAUUUUUAAUUAUUAUUUUAAUAAAUGUAAGUUGAGUAGGCAUUCUAUUAAUAUAUUGAACUUCCUUUGUCUUCCCGUAAUUCACUAUCUUAUAGUGAUGUUAUAGAUACAAUAUUUGUAUCGUAUUUUCUGAUACGUAUGAUUUGUUUUGAAAUUUAAAGAAGUCAUGUGUUUUCAUGAAAAGGUGUCAAUUUGUGUGUUUUUGUUUCUUGCAUUUCUUAGGCCCAAAGAUUGCAAACUAUAUUUCCUAAUUAUUUUGAAUGUACAUUAUAUUCUUAUGCUUGCUGCAAUUUGUAAGAGGCUAUUCCUUGUAAUUUAUGAGCAUACUUCAUGAAACAAUACAAUGAGAUGUGAUGAAGGAAGUGAGAAAAUGUAUCUUUCUGGUACGUUGUUUUAGAGUUUUUUGUAUUAAAAACUAGUCCAAAUGUCAUCCUGAUAUUAAAUAGAAGACAUUUUCAGAAUUUUUGAAGCUCAAUUUGUAUAUAGCCUUAUCUGAGAAAUAAAAUAGAUCUAUUCUUUGAAUCUAGAGCUGUAUGUUUUUCCUGAGAGACUUGUCUCUGUUCCUGUCAUGUGAUUGUUCAGGUUGCAUUAUCUUGUUACUUAUUGAGAAUUUCUGACUUGUUGAUAUUUGGAGAACUGUGGUUUUAUUUGUGGUAAAAUUAUAUUUCUUGAAUGAUGUUGAAUGCUAAGUCAUUGAAUGGAUAUUUGUGAAAGCUUAUCAAAAUUAUUUUCUCGAUACCUGAAGGUGGCAGCUUUGGUAGGUACAUAUUGCUUUUAAGGCUUUCUUUUAUUCCAGGAAUAUAUAUUUAUAGAUAACUCAGGAUUGAUUGAAAUAACACUUAUUGUGUAAAGUACGUAGCAUUAACACGAAAUAACUGUAAAACUAGAAAAUCAAGAACAGAUUACAUGAUUAUAGGAUUAGGAAAUUACCUGUUGCCUGAAUGUGGUUUGCUCAAGAGAAUUGAAUGAGAGUUGCUGAAAGUAAUUUAUUAGUCUGUUAGAAAACUUGAAAUCAAAGUUGAGUAAUUGUGUAUUAGACUCUGCAAUGACUCUGUAUGAGCUGCUUUGGUUGUUUCCAUGUAAAAACACUUGGGCUAUUAUGUUUUAAUUUCAGUUUUGUAUAAGCAUUUAAAUCUAAG
Gryllus bimaculatus (two-spotted cricket) is the source of this 3093-nucleotide messenger RNA. Lineage: Eukaryota; Metazoa; Arthropoda; Insecta; Orthoptera; Gryllidae. The record is from the annotation of a GenBank genome assembly.